Molecule: messenger RNA, 616 nt
Organism: Scatophagus argus
Lineage: Eukaryota; Metazoa; Chordata; Actinopteri; Scatophagidae
Product: protein S100-A1-like
Exons: 3
Coding region: 159-491 (110 amino acids)
Molecular function (GO): calcium ion binding
Source: RefSeq, a predicted model, not a curated record
UUUCAGCUCAUAGCUGUCGAGGGAAGGGCCUGAUGUUAUCUGGACAGGCAGCUGAAUAAAUGAGAUGAAGCUGAGAGUCUGCAUCACCAGAUCUUCCUCAGCAGCUUCGUGGAGUGUGAUCUCGAGCUCCCUGACUUUGUACUCACUCAGACACCAAAAUGAGUAAACUGGAGUCAGCCAUGGACACCCUCCUCGAGGUUUUUCAGUACUACUCUUCAAAAGAGGGUGACAAGUUCCAGCUGAACAGGGUGGAGCUGAGGAACCUGCUGCGAGGGGAGCUGAGCCAGUACCUGCAGGACAGCAGGGACCCUGCACGGGUGGAGGCGAUCAUGGCUGACCUGGACAAGAAUCUGGAUGGCACCGUGAGCUUUGAGGAGUUUGUCGCCAUGGUGACUCAGCUGACUGUGUGCAGCACCAGCUUCUUUCAGGAAUACACUCCUGUGGUGAUCAGAUGUGGUCAGAUUAGAGACGGGCAGUUUCAAGCUCUGUGAACAGCAAGGAGUGAAAUGACGUUUGGACAGCUGUGAUUUUAACUCAGGCUACUGAACAUGUUCCUGCUCUAAUCCGAACCAUACAACAUCAUGUCUUUAUGAAUAUUAAAGCUGAACAUAUCUGA